This is a messenger RNA of Apiotrichum porosum, 1398 nucleotides long. RefSeq lists its product as uncharacterized. Lineage: Eukaryota; Fungi; Basidiomycota; Tremellomycetes; Trichosporonales; Trichosporonaceae. Gene Ontology annotation, cellular component: mitochondrion. Bases 1 to 1398 code for a protein of 465 amino acids. Gene Ontology annotation, molecular function: alcohol dehydrogenase (NAD+) activity; metal ion binding. The transcript is spliced from 3 exons. The record is from RefSeq and is a predicted model, not a curated record.
AUGGCCACCCCCGUCGACCUCCCCGGCCCAGACCAGAGCGAGGGUGACUAUGCCUUUGAGAUGGCUGCCUCGACGCUCCGCUUCGGUACCGGUGUGACCCGCGAGGUCGGCAUGGACAUUACCAACAUGCUUUCGCGUCUGCCUGCCGCCGAGCGCAACAAGAGCAAGAUUGCCGUCUUCACUGACCCCAACAUUGCCAAGCUUCCCGUCAUGAAGACUGUCGAGCAGGCGCUCCAGAAGGAGGGACACAAGUUUGCCGUCUUCGACAAGAUUGCGGUCGAGCCCACCGAGGACUCGUGGACUGAGGCUAUCAAGUGGACUCGUGACAACGACGUCACCCACUUCCUCGCCGUCGGCGGUGGUUCGACCAUGGACACUGCCAAGGCCGCCAACCUCCUCUCGUGCUACCCCGAGGCCGACAUGUUCGACUUUAUCAACGCUCCCGUCGGCAAGGGUACCCCCAUCACCAAGCAGCUCAAGCCCCUCAUUGCCGUCCCCACCACUGCCGGUACUGGUUCGGAGACCACGGGUACUGCCAUUCUUGACAUUCCCUCGCGUCGCUUCAAGACCGGUAUCGCCUCGCGCGCCCUGAAGCCCACUCUCGGCAUUGUGGACACUCUCAACACUGCCACCUGCCCCCGUGAGGUCGCCGUCGCUGCCGGUCUCGAUGUGCUCUUCCACUCGCUCGAGUCGUGGACUGCCGUUCCAUACUACGAGCGUACCCCUCGCCCCGACAACCCGAUCAAGCGUCCCGCUUACCAGGGCUCGAACCCCGUCUCGGACAUCUUCUCCAAGUGGGCCCUUGAGCAGACCAUCAAGUACCUCCCGCGUAUCUUCAAGGACCCCACUGGUGACGAGGAGGCCCGCGCCCAGAUGCUCCUGGCCGCCUCCACUGCCGGUAUCGGUUUCGGUAACGCGGGUGUCCACCUCUGCCACGCCGGCUCGUACCCCAUCUCGUCGCUCAACAAGGCGCGCCCCAAGGACCUCCAGUACCACCACCCUUCGUACAACCCCGACGUCCCCCUCAUCCCCCACGGUGUCGCCGUCUCGCUGACCGCCCCCUCGGUGUUCCACUUCACCGCUCCCUCGUCGCCCGACCGUCACCGUCAGGCCUGUGCCAUUUUCAUGGGCAAGGAGCGCGCCCACGAGCUCGACAACGUCCGUGACGAGGACAUUGGAUCUGUCCUUCGCGAGGAGAUCCAAAAGUUCCUCGACCUCGUCGCCGUCCCCCGCGGUCUCUCCAAGGUCGGCUACGCGACCUCGGACAUUGAGACCCUCGCCAACGGCAUGCUCCCCCAGCGCCGUGUCCUCGACCUCGCCCCGCGCCUCGUCAAGAACAACCAGGCCGAGGAGCUCGACCAGCUCCAGCACAUCCUUGAGGGUGCCAUGUCCUGGUAA